Molecule: messenger RNA, 4000 nt
Organism: Drosophila erecta
Lineage: Eukaryota; Metazoa; Arthropoda; Insecta; Diptera; Drosophilidae
Product: fibroblast growth factor receptor homolog 1
Exons: 2
Coding region: 1265-3457 (730 amino acids)
Biological process (GO): multicellular organism development; positive regulation of cell population proliferation; positive regulation of kinase activity
Cellular component (GO): signaling receptor complex; membrane
Molecular function (GO): ATP binding; fibroblast growth factor receptor activity
Source: RefSeq, a predicted model, not a curated record
UUCAAUUUUGUGUGUUUUCUGUAUUUGUUUACGCGCCUGCCGCGAAAAUACAUUGCAGAGAUGUGUUCUCCAGCAUGUGGAUGUUGAUGGGGGAAUGUGAAUUCGUUUCAUUUGUUCCCUCAUUUAAUUGAAGAGAUUUAUUUCGCAGAGCUGGCUCGAUUCUGUUCGGUUCGCUUGCUUUUGGACUCAGUUGCGAUCGGACUGCGUGCCGUUACAGUAGGCGAAAUCGGAGGAAAAUCGUUGGAAAAUCGGAAGAAAAUCGGCGAAAAAAGUAGAGCGAACGAUCGAUCGAUCGAUCGGAGAUUAUCGCCAUAUAAUUAUACUAAUAAUAAUUAGAAAUGACUCUCGGUGAAAACACACAUGUUGUGGAUGGAAAGAAACAAACCAGAGCCAAGUGUGCAACAGUUUCUGCUUCUGUUUUAGUGCCUAAGUGCCAUAUAAAUGCGUACUAAAACAUUUCAGGAAUUUUAAGUGGAAACAUUCUCGAAUUCUGUGAACUUUUCCAAUUGUGUUCUUAGUGAAACACUUACAAUUUAGACGAAGGCAAGGAGAAAUUCCAACGCAGAGACACUUUGGAUACUGGGCUAUUUGGCAAGAAGCUUUUUGUUUUCUGCUUUCGUGGAGCAACGCACUUUGUGAGGUGUUGCAGCAGUCACAUCAAACACGAUCCGAGGAAUCCACCCUCCAGAAGCCAGCGAGUGAUCUAUGGAACCCACCGUCAUCCACGCCCACGAGUGGAGCUCCUUUGGUGACAAGAUGGCUGCCAUAAAUCCAUCAACCCACUGAGUACAUCACACGAGCAGCCAUCUCCCCCCAUAAGUAGAAGAGCCGGGCGGCAUUGUUUUGGGGGAAAGUAUUUCCGUUACACCAACGAGAGAUAGGUGAUCAUCGAGAGGAUCAUCUCGGCCUCAUCAUCAACAGCAUCCGAUUGCAAUCGUGGGUGGAGUGGAGUGGAGCGGAGUGGGGGAUCACUUCAAAGGCACACAUGUUGCACUGAAGAGGCCACUGUUGCAGUUGUUGUUUCCAUUAUAAAUUAGAAACUAGAAGAUCACCGAUCUUCUUCCGGCGCAAGCGAAAGAGGGAGAGAGCGAAGCACUCUAAAGUGGAUUUCCGGUGAAUAAAAAACCAAGCAGCACAUGCGACAAAACUCCGACAAGGGAGUUGCCGUUGAAGUUGCAGUUGCACAUCCAGUUGCAGUUGCACAUCCAGUUGCAUUGAGGGUGCUGCCCUGCCGGCAAGAGUUACAAAAAUAAAUAUCCCAGAAAUGGCUGCCAACUCCCGGAGUUGGCGAGCCAGUCACUCAACAAUCACAAUGACGAGCGGAUCGCUGGUGGUGCUGUUCCUGUUCCUCUCGAUUUGGCAGCCAGCCGUGCACGUUGAAGGACGGCGCCAAAUGGCCAACAGCCAGGAGAUGAUCAAGGAUAAUGUGGGAGCCAGGAGUCAAGUCAAGACACCAGCCAACACGAGCAAUGCUAAUCAAUCAACCACUGCGACGGCGGAUUUGGAUGAUGCUGCCGCGGAUGAUGAUGACAACAAGGCCGAUUUGCCGGUGAAUGUCAGCUCGAAACCCUACUGGCGGAAUCCCAAGAAGAUGAGCUUCCUGCAGACGCGGCCCUCGGGCUCACUGCUCACACUCAAUUGCCAUGCCCUGGGCAAUCCGGAACCCAAUAUCACCUGGUACCGCAAUGGAACCGUCGACUGGACACGCGGCUAUGGCAGCUUGAAGCGGAAUCGAUGGACCCUGACCAUGGAGGACCUGGUGCCGGGCGAUUGUGGCAACUACACGUGCAAGGUGUGCAACUCAUUGGGCUGCAUUCGUCACGACACCCAGGUGAUUGUAAGCGAUCGAGUUAAUCACAAGCCGAUCCUGAUGACCGGCCCAUUGAAUCUCACACUUGUGGUCAACUCCACAGGCAGCAUGCACUGCAAGUAUCUGUCGGACUUGACCAGCAAGAAGGCGUGGAUCUUUGUGCCCUGCCAGGGGAUGGGCAACUGCUCCAACAAUCGAUCCAUCAUUGCCGAGGAUAAGGAUCAGUUGGACUUUGUGAACGUUAGGAUGGAGCAGGAGGGCUGGUACACAUGCGUCGAAAGCAACAGCCUGGGCCAAUCCAAUAGCACUGCAUAUCUGCGAGUGGUGCGAAGUCUUCACGUCUUGGAGGCCGGUGUGGCCAGUGGUUCACUGCAUUCCACCAGCUUCGUGUACAUCUUCGCCUUCGGCGGCCUCAUUUUCAUCUUUAUGACCACCCUGUUUGUCUUCUAUGCCAUCCGGAAAAUGAAGCAUGAAAAGGUGCUGAAACAACGCAUAGAAACCGUUCACCAGUGGACCAAGAAGGUGAUCAUCUUCAAGCCCGAAGGUGGCGGAGACUCCAGCGGUUCCAUGGACACCAUGAUCAUGCCGGUGGUUAGGAUACAGAAACAGCGCACUACCGUCCUUCAAAAUGGCAACGAGCCGGCUCCCUUCAACGAAUACGAAUUCCCACUGGACUCGAACUGGGAGCUGCCCAGAAGCCAUUUGGUAUUGGGUGCCACUUUGGGAGAAGGUGCUUUCGGACGAGUGGUCAUGGCGGAGGUCAACAAUGCCAUUGUGGCCGUCAAAAUGGUGAAGGAAGGCCACACGGAUGACGAUAUUGCCAGCUUGGUGCGGGAAAUGGAAGUGAUGAAGAUCAUUGGCCGUCACAUAAACAUUAUUAACCUGCUCGGCUGCUGCAGUCAGAAUGGGCCACUCUACGUGAUUGUCGAGUAUGCGCCACACGGCAAUCUCAAGGACUUCCUCUACAAAAAUCGACCUUUAGGCAGGGACUCGGAUAGGGACUGUUCGCAGCCGCCUCCAUCGCCACCAGCUCAUGUGAUUACCGAGAAGGAUCUGAUCAAGUUUGCCCACCAAAUUGCCAGAGGAAUGGACUAUCUGGCCUCGCGGCGAUGCAUCCAUCGCGACUUGGCAGCCAGGAAUGUGCUCGUCAGCGAUGAUUAUGUGCUGAAGAUAGCCGAUUUCGGUCUGGCGAGGGAUAUCCAAAGCACGGACUACUACAGGAAGAACACGAAUGGCAGGCUACCCAUCAAAUGGAUGGCACCGGAAUCACUGCAGGAGAAAUUCUACGACUCCAAGAGCGAUGUCUGGUCAUAUGGCAUCCUGUUGUGGGAGAUCAUGACCUAUGGGCAACAGCCAUAUCCAACUAUCAUGUCCGCGGAGGAGCUGUACACCUAUCUGAUGUCCGGUCAGCGGAUGGAGAAGCCUGCGAAAUGCUCCAUGAACAUCUACAUCCUGAUGCGGCAAUGCUGGCACUUCAACGCCGACGAUCGGCCACCCUUUACGGAAAUCGUCGAGUAUAUGGACAAGCUGCUCCAGGCGAAGGAGGACUACCUCGAUGUGGACAUCGCCAAUCUGGACACACCGCCCUCGACGAGCGAUGAGGAGGAAGAUGAAGCGGACAACCUGCAGAAGUGGUGUAACUAUUAAACGAACUAGGAAUCCCACGGAUCCUUAGAGGAGAUCAAGCAAUUCAAGCCCGGUUUUUGAACCGCAGUCAAUGGCCGCUUAAUUUGUGAACUAGAGAUUAUGGAAAACGGGUUCAAUCGACAAUGUCCCAUUUAACACUUUAAGGUGAAUCCUAAAAAAUCUUCGAAAGAUCUAAGGCUUACAAAGAAAAUCCUAUAAAUCGUACUACACUCGAAUUUAUGUACAUAUAAAACUAUCAUUUAAACAUUUUAACAAAAUUGCACCAAAGGCGUAAAACCAAAAACAAGCAGCUGCUCGAAUUACUUCUAGCUUAGAAUUUAUUUAAGAUACAUUAUAAAACAAGUACUAGUUUAUGCGUAGUACUAAGUUAUGCUUAAGGCUCGGUUGUACUGCUGUUGUAUUUCAUAUUGUACUGAUCUUUGUAGUAUUCGCAGUUUUAUACUCGCUAAAUUAUACUCGUAGCCCCUAAGCACACAACAAUGUUCUAUCUAGCGUUAGUUGCAUGCCGCAGUGCCUUAUGAAACAAUAAAUGUUGUACACGAA